Messenger RNA from Malania oleifera, 459 nucleotides. RefSeq names its product MLP-like protein 423. Bases 1 to 459 code for a protein of 152 amino acids. The transcript has 2 exons. Lineage: Eukaryota; Viridiplantae; Streptophyta; Magnoliopsida; Santalales; Ximeniaceae. Gene Ontology annotation, biological process: defense response; abscisic acid-activated signaling pathway. The record is from RefSeq and is a predicted model, not a curated record. Gene Ontology annotation, molecular function: abscisic acid binding; signaling receptor activity; protein phosphatase inhibitor activity. Gene Ontology annotation, cellular component: cytoplasm; nucleus.
AUGAGGAAGAUGAAGGGAAAAGUGGUGUUAAACAUGAGGGCGGAGAGAGCAUGGGAAAUAUAUAGGGACAAUGAGAUCAUGAGCAAAAUAAAUCCACAAAUGCUCGCCCGUGCCGAAUACACCCAUGGUGAUGGCAGCCCUGGCAGUCUCCGGAAGUUCAAGCUUGGCCCCGCUGUGUGCACUUAUGUGAAAGAAUCAACGGAGAAGAUAGAGAUGGUGGAGAGGGGGCGGUCGGUGACGUAUAGCGUGGUGGGAGGAGAGCUGCGCAGCAUGUAUGAUCCAUACAGGGUGACCUUCUCUUUCACUCCCCUUCAGCAACUUAUGGAAGGAGAAGAAGCACAGCAGUGUAUUGCGGAGUGGACGGCUGAGUAUGAGCCCCUCACUCCCACUGUGCCUCCGCCUGAGAAAGCCAAGGAUAUUGCUCUUGGAUUCCUCAAAUCUUUUGACGACUUCCACUGA